AUGUCAGCUUAUCAUUCUCCUAUAAGCCCUGCGAACGAAGAAGAACCCCUUGAUCAAGAUCAUCGUCAACAACAUAUUGGUAAUUGUUCUGCUUCAGGGCCAGAGCUUCGGUCAGCCAGAGGCCUUCAUGGGAGAGAGCAUAACACUGGACUCACUUAUGCUCUCUCUCUCUCUCUCUCUCUCUCUUUCUCUCAGGUGCUUCAGAACGCGGUCCUCAUCAUUCCUGGUGUAGGAAACCUUCUCUUUCGUGGACCCUUCGCAGAGAUCACUCGCGGAUGGUACGCCAUCGUUGGUGUCACCAUCCUGAUGAACAUGCUUUUGAACUGCUUCGUGCCGGCCGGCGUGACUGUCGCCAAGAUGAUAGUCAAUGUCUUCAUGAGGUGUUUCUUCAGAAUGGGCGUCGCUCACCAGGCAGAGCUGCUGGAGCUGUACACCCACCCGGAGUUCGACAUCAAGCAGAAGUAUGCACAGCUCCUCACGACCGUUUUCGUUACACUGAUGUAUGGAGCUGGGCUUCCGCUUCUGUACUUCAUGGCUUGUGCCUUCAUGUUCUGCCAGUACUGGGCGGACAAGUACUGCUUGCUUUGGGGCUCCCGAAGGCCUCCGCACUACGAUACCAAGAUGGCCACCGAGGCCAUCGAAAGCAUGCUUUACGCUGUUCCUUUUCACUGUGUGCUGGCAAUUCUGAUGUACGGCCAGACGUGCGUCUUUCCGUCCAACCCCUUAGGAGGAGAUCUGGGGAACCUGGUGGAUGAGGGAUCCGGCUACACGCCGGGCAUGCUCCAGCAGUUCAUCCCGCAGAUCACGCGUGAGUCCACGUGGAUGUUCUUCCUCCUCUUCGUGCUCUUGGUCGUCCUGUGGGCUUGGGCCGAAGCGAACAUGCCGACCCAGUCAUGA
This is a messenger RNA of Symbiodinium sp. CCMP2592, 897 nucleotides long. NCBI's taxonomy places the organism in Eukaryota, Dinophyceae, Suessiales, Symbiodiniaceae. The record is from the annotation of a GenBank genome assembly.